GGCUCAACGCUGUGUUUUCUGGUGAGAAAAGAACAAAGCUUUUAUUAAAACGGCUUAAACACUUAUAAAUUACAAACUCAUUCAAACACUCAACGCCAACACACCCAUUAUAAUGCAGUCCGCCGAAGCAAUCGCCCAACUGCCGGUCAUUACGUUCAGUCAGCUGAUGAUUUUCACAUUUAAUCUCACCGAAGAGCAUUGCCGUAAACAAACUCAACUCUCGCACGAUUUCAUAGUGAAAAUGCAAAACGAGUUGAGCUUACUGCCAGAGAGAAGUGCAUAUAUCGAAGCGUUAAAUGUGCGUCUAAAUAAUAUUUUGGCAUUAACCAGCAAAACAGAUUUAAAUAAGGCUGAAAAUUUAAUGAAAGGCGACAGACUGGAACUUUUAGGUCUAACAGCACAUUUAUUUGCCGAAUUGCAUAGCAUAGCGAAGAGUGAAAAUGACACGAGUGAUGUGAGAAUUUUGAAACAAGUGUUCGAAAAGACUGAUUUACAAGGAAUGUUAGACGAAGUGAAAGAACUGGUACCGACGACUGUAGCGAAUUUUACGAAAGUAUAUGAUAAAUUUUGGAAGUUUUUUGAUGACGAGCAGCGUAAAGACUUCCCAGAAUUAAAUGAAAUGGCUGAGGAAUAUUAUGGUGCUUCGCUUGAGGGAAAAUUCAGAUGUAUAUUAAAUUUAUAUGAAAUGUUUAAUCGACAUAAUAAUGAAUAAAUAGAAUUAAAAAGAAG
Molecule: messenger RNA, 729 nt
Organism: Ceratitis capitata (Mediterranean fruit fly)
Lineage: Eukaryota; Metazoa; Arthropoda; Insecta; Diptera; Tephritidae
Exons: 2
Coding region: 113-712 (199 amino acids)
Source: RefSeq, a predicted model, not a curated record